UAAAAUAUAGGUGAUCAUAUUUCAACAGUUAAAGAUAUUCAUGCUACACCCGGCUUGGACGUUUGCCCGCGGAGAUAGCAUUUAAGGCUCAUUCGAACAUUAGUCGUCUUUGUGUGCAAACAGUAUCAACCUCAUGUGUCUUGACUAGUUAGCAGUAAUGGAGCACAAAGUAAUUCAAGACCCAAUUCUCGUGGUGGCUAUUGAUGUGGGAUCUACACAUUCUGGCUAUGCCUGGCAAUGGAGAAGCGCUUUCAAGGCAAAAGGGAGUGUGGAAUUCAACACAAACUGGGGAACAGGCGCACCUCAAAUUCACAAGACCAGCACAUCAUUGCUACUGAAAUACACCGAUGACAAAAAGGAACUUCCAAGCGUUGUGGCAUUCGGACACACCGCCGAAAGUCAGCAUGCACAUAUCCAAUCAGACAGUCAAUACCAGAAGGAAAAGCAUCACUAUCAACUUUUUAAACGAUUUAAAAUGCUGCUGUAUGAAUUGAAUAAGUCGAACAAAAGUACCGAUGUGCAGACGGAAAGCGUUGACGGAUUCCCACAGGAUAUUUUGACAAUAAUGUUUCUGUUCAUUAAGGCCCUCAAAGAAGACUUCUUGAACAAGAACAAGACAUUUGAUACUGAAGACGUUAUGAAUAAAACCGUGUGGGUCGUUACGGUGCCUGCUUUGUGGUCUCAGACAACCAGAGGUUUUAUGAGAAAAGCAGCAGAAAUGACAGGUAUUGCUGACAAUAAUCUUCUAUUGGCGUCAGAGCCUGAAUGCGCUGCAGUUUAUUGCAUUCACCUACCACAGGAGCAGCAAAUCAACAUGUGCAAUCUUGGAAUGCCUGGAACCAAAUUCUUGACUGCGGAUAUUGGAGGUGGCACGGGUGACUUGUCUGCCGUUGAGGUUCAAAGUGACGGUAAAUUGAAAGAAUUGUGCAAUGUUGCGGGAGAGCGCGUUGGUGGGCAACAAGUAAAUGAGGCUUUCUCUCAAGCCAUGUACGACAGCUUCGAAGGUAAAACGGUACAGCAGCUGUUCGAAGAAGCAACGCCGUUUGAAAUAAUGAAGUUGGAGCGAGAAUUUGAAGCAAGCAAGCUUUCAAUCAUACCAGAUUCGUCAGAGGAGAAAAUUAAAUUAUCUACUCCAAAACUUGUUCGUGAAUAUAUUACUAACAAUAAAAUUAAGUUCGUAGAUGGAGCACCGAUUUCAUACAACAAAAACGAAGAGACACUUGAAGUAAAUCGAGUGUUCGUUCGUGAAAAAUUAUUUAAAACGCCGUGUGAUUUAAUUAAUGCGACCAUAUUGAAGGUGUUAAAAGAGCAACCUGAAAUCAAGAUUGUUGUACUAGUUGGCGGUUUUGCGGAAUCAGGUAUUGUUAAACAAAAUGUGGGAGAUAAUAUUAAGAAAACAUUUCCAGAUGUAAAAGUUGUUGUUCCAACAUCUCCAUUUCGUGCUGUUUUAACGGGUGCUGUUUUAUUUGGACACGACCCUUUCAUUUACAAGAGUAGAAUCAGCAGAGCAACAUAUGGCGUUCGUACAAAUACAAUAUUUAAAGAAGCAACGCACAAUCCAUCGAAGAAAUGGUUUGAUGAGGAAAAUAAGGUGCAUCGAUGCAAAGACGUGUUUGACAUACAUGUCAAGAUAGGAGAUUCAGUUUCACUCAACGAAGCCUUAGAAGCAAAAACUUACACUCCUCUUUAUAAGGCACAGAAAGAAAUCAGUAUUCCAGUGUACGAGUCUUCGGAGGUUGGACCAACAGAUGGAUCUGUAAUGUAUACAACGGAUAGUGGCUGCAGGGAAAUUGCUAAUAUUAAAGUUGAGAUUCCAACGGCAGAAGAAUCAAGCAAACGAGGGGUGUCCGUCAGAAUGAUAUACGGGGGCACACAACUCUCCGUAAUUGCUGAGUGUGCACAUAAUGGCAAGGAAUGUCCUGCAGUAAUACGCUUUAAUUAACACUGCCUGUGUGUAUCUAAGGUGACAAUGUGCGAAUCCUGUUUUGUUUCGUUUAAAUGAAUGUCCUGCACUGUAUAUGUUUUCGCAUUAAAAGGCGAUUGGUAUUCUGUAAUUUUAACUUGACUUUUUAGAUAAGUAUUAUUAACCUAGACAUGAUUUUGAAGGAGUGAUGUUAUCCGAAGCUGUCAAUGGUACAUUUAAAUAUAACGUACUAGAAAAUAAACAUUGAACAACCUUUUUUUAUUUAAAUUUCGCGUUUUUAUAUAAGAACAGCAUUACCUUCAUAGCAAAGUACUUUUUCUCGAUAUUAUAAUAACCAUAAAAGAAUUAUAAUUUGCUAAACAUCACUACGCAUGUAACUUUAAGGGCCUACAAAAUAUACAUUCUACCCUAUGACAAACAAACGCUUUCACUUAAUCAAAAGAUUGAAUGAAAAGGAAAAGUGUAUUAAUUUGAAAUCGAUUUAAACACCGAAUAAUUAUAUGAAACAAAUGUGGCAAGACGACUUCAAGUUUUCAUAUUCAAGGUUUUAAUUUUCGUCUUAUUUUUAACAUGUACUGGAGUUGUGUGUAUUAUUAAUUGUGAAUAGAUAGUGACUGUCCAUUCUAGUUAACGAUUCAUUGGACAAUCGAUGCUAUUAUUAUUGCAAACGAUUAAUUAUUAGGGAAUGUACGUGUUUAUUUAUAAAAAAUAUGUCUAUAUAUUUUAGUUCAAUGUAUUUCCAAACCACAUGUACAAAAUAUUGUAUUAUGUAAACUAUAGAAAUAAAAUUACGAUUAAAAUA
Dreissena polymorpha is the source of this 2726-nucleotide messenger RNA. RefSeq names its product heat shock 70 kDa protein 12A-like. The coding region runs from base 158 to 1942 and encodes 594 amino acids. The transcript is spliced from 7 exons. The record is from RefSeq and is a predicted model, not a curated record. Gene Ontology annotation, molecular function: ATP-dependent protein folding chaperone; ATP binding. Lineage: Eukaryota; Metazoa; Mollusca; Bivalvia; Myida; Dreissenidae.